GGGCUGCGCGGGGAGCUGCGGCCUGGCCUCGUUUGGCCCCGUCCGUGAUGCCCGGGCCUGGCCGAGGGAGAAGGCUGUGACCUCCGGGCGGGAGCGGGGUUAAAUGGAGGACUGGGGUUACAUAAUGGCAGAAGCCGCCGUGUCCCCGCUGAAGCACUUCGUGCUGGCCAAAAAGACCAUCACUGCCAUCUUUGAGCAGCUGCUGGACUACGUCACUGAGGGGGCUGCUUUUGUGGAAGCAACAUACAGGAACCCAGAGCUUGAACGUAUAGCAACAGAAGAUGAAUUAGCAGAAAUACAGGCAUAUAAAAAGAAGUUAGCAGUCAUCGGUGAAGUGCUUUCACGGAGACACAUGAAAGUGGCAUUUUUUGGCAGAACAAGCAGUGGAAAAAGUUCAGUCAUUAAUGCAAUGCUGUGGGAUAAGGUACUUCCUAGUGGGAUUGGCCACACGACCAACUGCUUUCUCAGCGUGGAAGGGACUGAUGGAGAUAAAGCCUACCUCAUGACAGAGGGGUCGGAUGAGAAGAAGAGUGUCAAGACAGUCAAUCAGCUUGCUCAUGCCCUUCACAUGGAUAAAGACUUGAAGGCUGGCUGUCUGGUCCAUGUCUUCUGGCCCAAGUCCAAGUGUGCACUGCUGAGGGACGAUUUGGUCUUAGUGGACAGUCCUGGCACAGAUGUGACUACAGAGCUGGACAGCUGGAUUGACAAAUUCUGCUUAGAUGCUGAUGUGUUUGUCUUGGUUGCCAAUUCUGAGUCAACUCUCAUGAACACGGAAAAACAUUUUUUCCAUAAAGUGAAUGAACGGCUCUCUAAGCCAAAUAUCUUCAUCUUGAACAAUAGAUGGGAUGCCUCUGCAGCAGAGCCAGAAUAUAUGGAAGAUGUGCGCAGGCAGCACAUGGAGCGCUGUCUGACUUUUCUCGUUGAUGAGCUCAAAGUUAUCGAUCCUGUAGAAGCAAGGAAUCGCAUCUUUUUUGUUUCAGCAAAAGAAGUUCUGAGUGCCAGGAGACAGAAAGCCCAAGGAAUGCCAGAGACUGGUGGAGCACUUGCUGAAGGGUUUCAAACAAGAUUCCAAGAAUUCCAAAAUUUCGAGCAGAUAUUUGAGGAGUGUAUCUCGCAGUCAGCCGUGAAAACCAAGUUUGAACAGCACACUAUCAGAGCUAAACAGAUAAUAGAUACUGUGAAAAACAUUAUGGACGCCAUAAACGUAGCUGCAGCAGAAAAAAGAGUGCUCUCAAUGGAAGAGCGAGAAGACCAGAAGGACAGGCUGGACUUCGUUCGAAAUCAGCUGAACAUUUUGACAGAAGAUACUAAGGAAAAAAUCAAACGUGUUACUGAGGAAGUGGAAAAUAAAGUCUCCUCUGCCAUGACUGAUGAGAUUUGCCGACUUUCGGUUCUAGUUGAUGAAUUUUAUUCAGACUUUCACCCUUCUCCUCAAGUACUGAAGCUCUAUAAGACAGAACUCAACAAACACAUAGAAGAUGGUUUGGGAAAGAACCUGGCUGAUCGCUGCUCCAGUGAAGUCAAUGAGUCGAUGCACCAUUCGCAGCAGGAGAUCAUUGAAAACCUGAAACCAUUGUUGCCUUCUGGUGCUCAGAACCAGCUUCACUUGCUGAUUCCAUGCAGGAAGUUUGACCUCAGCUAUGAUCUGAACUGUCACAGUCUGUGUGCGGAUUUCCAGGAGGAUAUCAUGUUCCACUUUUCCUUGGGAUGGACUUCACUCGUAAACCGGUUCUUGGGUCCUAAACAUGCUCAGAGGGUGCUUCUGGGACUGGCAGAUCCCAAUUUACAAAUCCCUCGUCCCUUAGCUACCACCCCGUCUGCUGCCAGCCUUCCUGCUGCAACUCCAGAGAACACAUCACCUGAUGAUUUCAUGGUUCCUUUGGUAAUGAGUUUAGCUUCACUGACAUCACGGACCUCCAUGAGCAUCAUCGUUGUUGGCGGAGUGAUUUGGAAAACAGUUGGCUGGAAACUCAUCUCUCUCUCCUUAAGUAUGUAUGGCUUAUUAUAUCUCUAUGAGAGACUAACUUGGACCACUAAAGCAAAAGAGAGAGCCUUCAAGCAGCAGUUCGUCAACUACGCGACCGAAAAGCUGCAGAUGAUCGUCAGCCUUACGAGUGCAAACUGCAGCCACCAGGUGCAGCAGGAAAUGGCCACUACCUUUGCUCGGCUCUGUCAGCAGGUGGAUGUUACCCAGAAAAACCUGGAAAAAGAAAUUGCCCGUCUUUCCAAAGAAAUAGAUCAGCUGGAGAACAUACAGAGCCACUCCAAGCAACUAAGAAAUAAAGCCAUUCACCUUGAGAAUGAACUAGAUCGCUUUACAAAGCAUUUUCUUCAAAAGAGUAAAUAAAGCAUCAUCGUUACCCUUCCCAGUGAUCCUUUGUAGGACAAAGUAGAAAUUUUACAGAUGACACUUCUCUGUGGAGUCACACAAAAUGAUUUAUAUUUUUAAUCUUAUUUUGAUUACACUUAAUUAUUGUAAAGCUUAAUUUGGACUCUGACGGUGAACCAAACUGAAGAGCUGUGGGAUGCUUAUAACUGCUAUGUUUGUUCUGAAGAUUUGGGGUUAAAAAUCUUUAACACUAAAUUUCUUUGGGCACUUGAGAAUAAAAACCCAAAUCUCUUCUGAUUUUUGUUAGUGCUUAGUUGGGGCAGGUCUGGCUUCCUGGCAUCCAGGAGUUUAUGCAGGGAGAGUGCUUAUCACUGCUGUCUCUCUCCUGUUCUCAGCUGACUAGGAAUAGCCAGGGAAGAAGAAUGCUGCUUUUUCAUUUGUGCUCGUUUUGGUUUUUUAAGGAAGGGAAGUAUGAACUCCAGCGUGGUGGACAGGAGUCCUGACCAUUUUGGAAGUGGAAUUGGGUUGGGAAGAUUUUCCAGUUCUUGGAUAAAGAAACAAAAGAUGGUAACUGUGGAGCAGUCACUCAUAGAAUGCAGUAAGCUGUAGUUUCCCCGCUGGCUCCUGCAGCUGUAGCCAAGAUGGCGUUAAGUAAAAACAAAUAGUUGGUAAAAUGGAUGCUCAUCUCUGAGAGCACAGCUGGAACUCACCUCCAGGUGAAGUGCAGCAAAGAAGCGGCCGAGUCAGUGGCCUUGACCCCAUUUUUGCAUGUUGGAGGGAAAGAUUUGGGUGUCAGGCUUCUGCCAGAGCUCAUCUCCUGCACGCAGAGGUGGAGGCUGUCUGAUGGCAUUUCCUCAUCCUGACCUGCUCCUCGGUUCUGCUGUAGCACUGAUCUCUGCCCUGAGCUGUGUGACAGGUACGUGGGAGUACUUCCACCUCUGCUCACUUCUAGCAGUGCAAAGCCUCUUAACGUGGCUGCUGACACCUGCAAUCACAGAGCACCUUCGUUUUUCUAACCAGACUUUUUAAGAAUAACUUAUUUUAGAAGAGAAAGCCUUUUCAGAAUAUUUAUAUAUUUUUAUGGAUGUAUUAACAAGACUAAUGAAAUACUCAAAUUCAAAGCCUAAGAGGUAAGGAUUUGCUAUAUUCCAGUAAAUAAGGGCUAUCCUAAAAGGAGGUAGAUUUUAAAAGCUAACAGUAAUGGAAUGUCGUUAAUAACUUGAAGCUGAGAGCACUGUUUUCACCACAGUGUACGUGGUGGUGGUGGGUUCUGAUGUGCAGCAGCACAGCUCUCUGCACUGGUGUUAGCAGUGUGUGAGGUGUCUCAGGUUGACUGAGGAGAACUGUGAAAAUGAGCGACAGCCCAGCCUUUGUGUGAGGUCACAGGUGUGUGUGGGUGCUCUUGUCUGAAGCGUUGUUGCAGAGAUUGUACCCAGAUGAGAACUUUACAUGCAUGUGUUCUACAGUUAUUUAUUAAAAAAUUAACUCUCUCUUUUCUCCUGUAGUAACGUUAUUUCACAACUGUCUCAGUGGGGAAAAGCCACCCCCUUGUUUCCACUGGAGGACAAAACCCACAACCACUGAGGUUGAACCUGCAUUUCACCAAGCAGUAUUGAUUGCUUAGUUCAGUUGUAGGGAAAAGAAUCAGUGAAUCGGUACUAGAGCCUUAAAAAAAGAAGUGGCAGAUGGCACUGUGCAACAGGAGUUCUGCUGGUAAGAAUGAAGGAAUGCUGUAAAAAAAAUAGUUUUGGUCCAGGUUGGUCCCUUACAAACUUCCUGCUCUCUUCAGUGCAGCCUGACCAGGUUCUGGAGUUCAUUUAGCCUCCAAAAAGCGAUUUUGGGUUAGAAAAAAGAAUAACAAUUCUGCUGUUUAACAGCAGAAGCAGCAACAUCCAGAGUGCCUCCUGCUGAUCUGCCUCCAUGGAGCUCAGGGACAGAGCCUCCAGCUGCAGGGCAGGGGUCUAUGAAGUGGAGUUGGAAAGGAGCAUCCACACAGGGCACCCUCUGGUUAAAAGCACUUGUUUAUUGGUUACAAUAUCAACUCAUGGCAACAUCUUUCACUGAGCCACUGUACAAAUACAAAGAAAAGAUCCAUUGUGAGGGGAAAAAAAGAAAAAGCUAUAAACAGAGUUCAUAGCAAGUGAUCUUUUUUCACAGGGAAGUCUUUUUACAACAGCACUGUUAAAGAACAAAUGGCACAAGUCCCUGGUUUUUUCAAUAGCUUAAAUAAAAGCUUUAAGACUGUUUCUGUAUACAUACACGAUCCAAAGGCAGUGCAGAAUCACUUCAUAAUUGGUAACAUGACUGCAGUUAUCCAAAGUAGUCAGCAACAAGUGACAGAAGGAACCGAGCUGAUGAGAAAUGCCAGAAACUGAAGGCAAAUUAAAACCGAGAUGGUUAGAAGCAGUUUUGUUUUGGACUCCUUUGGAUGUAAUAUGUACUACAAGUGUUCAGAUGCUUUUAUUUUUUUCUUCUUUAAAAAAAAAAGAAAGAAAGAAAAGGAAAAAAAGAAAAAACACAAA
Tympanuchus pallidicinctus (lesser prairie-chicken) is the source of this 4851-nucleotide messenger RNA. It is a transcript of the gene MFN1, whose product is annotated as mitofusin 1. Gene Ontology annotation, molecular function: GTP binding; GTPase activity. Bases 104 to 2347 code for a protein of 747 amino acids. Gene Ontology annotation, biological process: mitochondrion localization; mitochondrial fusion. The record is from RefSeq and is a predicted model, not a curated record. The transcript has 18 exons. Lineage: Eukaryota; Metazoa; Chordata; Aves; Galliformes; Phasianidae. Gene Ontology annotation, cellular component: mitochondrial outer membrane.